Messenger RNA from Lachancea sp. 'fantastica', 936 nucleotides. The record is from the annotation of a GenBank genome assembly. NCBI's taxonomy places the organism in Eukaryota, Fungi, Ascomycota, Saccharomycetes, Saccharomycetales, Saccharomycetaceae.
AUGAAUUCCUCCGAUCGCAUUCUUCCAGAAGAAUAUCGAGUAAACUCGCAAAUGAUCAACAAACUGAUCAAACAAAAUAAAGAUUUGACGCUACAACUGGAUCGGAAACAAGACGAGAUUGACCGCAUGAACGUGCUCAUCGGGUCACUAAGGGGCAAGCUCAUCAAGUACACAGAGCUGAACAAAAAAUUGAACCAGAAUGUCAAUCUUGGUGCCAAUAAUGGCAAUUCCACCCCGGCAGAGUCCAUGCACCAAUCGCCAAGUUUCUCACCGGUGGACUUUCUACAAGUGAACAAGACCCGCGCUAAAGACCCCACCGUUUCGGCGGCUCGUGCUUCGCAGCUUGAAUCGCGCAUAGGCGACAUAUACUCGAAACUGGACGCACUGACUACCUUAAUGACCAAUUCCAUGGGCGGAGGUCCGGCACAGACCAGCUCGGAAACAGAUUCGCGCCAAGCACGCACACGACCCAAUUCUUCGUCCACGUCCACUGCAGAUUCCGUGCUGCACCGCACAAUGCGUAUGGCUUCGGAGGACGACAUAAUUACACAGGAGAGUGCCGAGUUGCAAAAUCUGGAGGGUCAGAUUGACUUGCUGAAACGCAAGCUUUUGAUCAAGCGCGAAAACGAGCUUCGAAAACUUUCGUUGAACAAAGAGCUACUGGAUCUCAUGGAAAAACUGGACAUGUCGAAACCCACGCUGCCGACGCCAGACACUGCAGUGGACGCUACGCCUCCGCACUGUGAACAAUGCCAUACGUCGGCCACAACGGCCCAGAAUGCCAAGAACGCCAGAUCUGUAUCUCAUCACAACCACCAUCAAAAUUUUCAAAAUUCCACUGCUUCCCGCAACCCACCGUACAUGUCGAUGGCCCAGGCUUUAGAGACGCCCACGCCGGCCCAUCGGGCUCCCAAGAGCAACGAACCCCUGUGGUGA